AUGGGGCUGGGAAGAGGGAAAGAUGACUACCAACUGGCGGCUACGUCCGACAACGACAAGAGCAGGAAGGGCAAAAAGGCCAAAGCGAAGAAGGACAUGGAAGAGCUCAAGAAAGAAGUGGAUUUGGAUGACCACAAGCUAACUAUGGAUGAACUGACCCGAAAGUACGGCACCGAUCUGACCCGGGGUCUGUCCUCCACCCGAGUCAAGGAGAUCCUGGCCAGGGACGGCCUCAACGCGCUCACCCCGCCCCCCACCACCCCCGAGUGGGUCAAGUUCUGUCGACAGCUCUUCGGGGGCUUCUCGAUGCUGCUGUGGAUCGGGGCCCUCCUGUGCUUCCUCGCUUACGGCAUCCAGGCUGUGUCCGAAGACGAGCCGGCCAACGACAACUUGUACCUGGGUGUGGUGCUGUCCGCUGUGGUCAUCAUCACCGGCUGCUUCUCCUACUACCAAGAGGCCAAGAGCUCCAAGAUCAUGGACUCCUUCAAGAACCUGGUGCCACAGCAAGCUCUGGUGGUGCGUGACGGCGAGAAGAAGAACAUCAACGCAGAGGAGGUGGUGGUGGGAGACCUGGUGGAGGUGAAGGGAGGAGACCGGAUCCCAGCUGAUCUGAGAAUCGUCUCCGCUAGCGGCUGCAAGGUGGACAACUCUUCCCUGACCGGUGAAUCCGAGCCGCAGAGCCGUACUCCGGACUUCUCCAACGAAAACCCACUGGAGACGAGGAACAUUGCAUUCUUCUCCACAAACUGUGUGGAAGGUACCGCCCGAGGAGUGGUCAUCAACACCGGAGACCGCACCGUCAUGGGCCGCAUCGCCACACUGGCCUCGAGUCUGGACGGAGGGAAGACACCCAUCGCCCGGGAGAUCGAGCACUUCAUCCACAUCAUCACCGGUGUGGCCGUCUUCCUGGGAGUGUCCUUCUUCGUGCUGUCCCUCAUCCUGGGAUACGGCUGGCUGGAGGCGGUCAUCUUCCUCAUCGGUAUCAUCGUGGCCAACGUGCCCGAGGGUCUGCUGGCUACUGUCACUGUGUGUCUGACUCUGACGGCCAAGCGCAUGGCCAAGAAAAACUGCCUGGUGAAGAACCUGGAGGCCGUGGAAACCCUGGGCUCCACCUCCACCAUCUGCUCCGACAAGACCGGCACCCUGACCCAGAACAGGAUGACCGUGGCCCACAUGUGGUUCGACAACCAGAUCCACGAGGCCGACACCACCGAGAACCAGAGCGGGACCUCCUUCGACCGCAGCUCCGCCACGUGGGCCGCUCUGUCCAGAAUCGCCGGCCUCUGCAACCGCGCCGUGUUCCUGGCUGACCAGAGCAACGUUCCCAUUCUGAAGAGAGACGUGGCCGGUGACGCCUCUGAAGCCGCUCUCCUCAAAUGCAUCGAACUCUGCUGCGGUUCUGUCGCUGGCAUCCGAGACAAAUAUCCCAAAGUGGCCGAGAUCCCAUUCAACUCCACCAACAAGUACCAGCUGUCCAUCCACAAGAACGUCACACCCGGAGAGUCCAAGCACCUGCUGGUCAUGAAGGGGGCCCCAGAGAGGAUCCUGGACCGUUGUUCUACCAUCGUGUUGCAGGGAAAAGAGCAGCCUCUGGACGACGAGAUGAAGGACGCCUUUCAGAACGCCUACGUGGAGCUGGGGGGCCUGGGGGAGCGUGUGCUGGGUUUCUGCCACUUUAACCUUUCCGACGACCAGUUUCCCGAUGGCUUUGCCUUCGACACAGAAGAGGUGAACUUCCCCACAGAGAACCUGUGCUUCGUGGGCCUCAUGGCCAUGAUCGACCCUCCCCGUGCCGCCGUGCCGGACGCCGUGGGCAAGUGCAGGAGCGCCGGGAUCAAGGUGAUCAUGGUGACCGGAGACCACCCCAUCACCGCCAAAGCCAUUGCCAAAGGAGUGGGCAUCAUCUCUGAAGGCAACGAGACCGUGGAGGACAUCGCCGCUCGCCUCAACGUACCGGUUUCUGAAGUCAACCCCAGGUCAGGACACGUUCAUGCGGCCUCAUCCAAAACACUUCUGAUGCAAUGA
Knipowitschia caucasica is the source of this 2025-nucleotide messenger RNA. Lineage: Eukaryota; Metazoa; Chordata; Actinopteri; Gobiiformes; Gobiidae. The record is from the annotation of a GenBank genome assembly.